Linepithema humile (Argentine ant) is the source of this 937-nucleotide messenger RNA. Its product is annotated as vacuolar ATPase assembly integral membrane protein VMA21 homolog. Gene Ontology annotation, cellular component: endoplasmic reticulum membrane. Gene Ontology annotation, biological process: vacuolar proton-transporting V-type ATPase complex assembly. The record is from RefSeq and is a predicted model, not a curated record. NCBI's taxonomy places the organism in Eukaryota, Metazoa, Arthropoda, Insecta, Hymenoptera, Formicidae.
AUUUAUGCAUCGUGACUGUUAGUUAAAAAUCUGAAACUACGUUUCGGUUAUGUGUGUGGACUUCGCUUUUAUUAUUAUAGAAUUUUUGUUAAAGUGAUAAGCAUUCUCAGUUUUAUUGAAAUCACAUAUCAUCCGCUUUUGAUAAAAGUUAUUAUUAACUAUAAAUGUGUGACUAUUGAAUAUUGCUAUUAUAGAGAAAUAAUAAGUAAUGAAUCAGUAUUAGAUUCUGUAUAUUAACAGAAUUUGUACUGUAGAACUUGAUAUCAAUUUAUGCCAAUAUCAAUUUUUCGACUCUCGCAAUUUUGAUAUAAAAGUCACAGUCAUGUCGAAUGCAAAGGUUAAUUCGGAAGCAACCGAACUACAAUCAUUCAAGACAGUCUUGUAUCAUAGUGUGGUGAUACUUGCCUUACCUGUGAUAGCGUUCUUUACAAGCAAAGUUUUUCUUUUUGAUGGUAUAUUGGGUCUAACUAAUAUUCGAAGUAAUGUAUACUCUGCUGGCAUCGCGGUUUUAGUGUUACAUGUUGCUUUAGGAGCUUUUAUAUACAGAGCAUACUUUGACGAUCGAUCAAGAACACCAGCAGUUAAGAGAGAUUAAUUCUUUAUUGUUAAGUACACCUUUGUGACCACAUGCUUCUGACAUAAUCAAAGUCAACAUAUUUGUUAAUAUGUAUUGUUAAAUUAAAACUAUGAUAUAUUUUGUUUAGUUGAUUGACAGAUGUUUUCUGUACUUUAAGUCAAAUGAUCAGGUAAAAAACAGUUGCAAUUUGUUAAAAAUUAACAAAUAACAUAGAUGGAUUAUUCACAUAGAAAAUAAUUUUCAGUAAUUUAUAUCCUAAGAUUUCUUUGAACAUGAUAUUUGUAAUGUAAACUUUAAAUGUACCAUUUGAUGUUAAGUAAUUACAUAUUUCUAUGUAUGAAUAAAAGUACAGUAAAAUCA